Molecule: messenger RNA, 2644 nt
Organism: Hylaeus anthracinus
Lineage: Eukaryota; Metazoa; Arthropoda; Insecta; Hymenoptera; Colletidae
Gene: Mad1
Product: mitotic spindle assembly checkpoint protein MAD1
Exons: 8
Coding region: 124-2304 (726 amino acids)
Biological process (GO): mitotic spindle assembly checkpoint signaling; attachment of mitotic spindle microtubules to kinetochore
Cellular component (GO): mitotic spindle; kinetochore; nuclear envelope
Source: RefSeq, a predicted model, not a curated record
UUUUGCGUUACAAGCGUUCGUUUUAAGAACAAACUAUUUUCUUAUGGAAUUUCAAACGUUAUUAUACAAUGUAUAAGUCAUGCUGUUACAAAAUAUGGAUUUGAAGUAGUGUUGCUAGCAGUAAUGAUAAUUAAAAACUUUAAAACGAAAGAUUACAUGAAAAGUGUGAGAAGAAAAAGGGUUAUACCUAGUGCGCAUCGGACAUACGCAAGAAACUGUAGUGUAUAUACGUUGAACGCUUAUUUCAAUCUCUUUUGUAGAGCAUCAUUUAUCAAAAUGGAUGAUAAAGAUCCAACAAGUGUUAUCAAAAUGAUAAAGGAUCUACGGUCAGGAUCUGAAGCAUUCCGUAAAAGUAGCACUAGCUUCUCCUUGCGAUUAUCAGGAACCACAUUCCCAUCUUUAGGAGAUCAUGAUGCAUCACCUGUUACACCUAAGAAGAGAAAACUUGAUGAUUCCAACACCUCCAUUUUAAAUAAAAGCGAUACUGAUGUUCCAUGUAGUCCAUGGGAAUGGAGGAGAUUAAAGGGAGAGGUUGUAUCAUUAAGAACAAGGCUGUCUCAUCAGGAGGCAGCUGUACAAAAGCUACACAAAAUACGCAGAGAAAUAGAGGACGUUUUCGAGAAGGAGAAAGGUAUUUUAGAGAUGCAAGCAGAGGAGGAUAAGAGAACUAUCAAACAAUUGGAAGUACGACUCGAUAUCGCGCGCAGAACGAUUCAGGAUGCACGCGAUGCGCAAGCUGCUGCGGAAAAAGAACUGUUUCAGGUGAAGACAAGCUUGGAGCAGAAGACUAUGACGUUAAUGAACGAAAAUUCGAAACUGUUAGGCGAUAUCAACCAUCCUCCCGCAGAGGACAAUCCACCAACGAUGAAAGAAGUUCCUGAUACAUCGUACACGGACCAGAGAUUCGAAGCAGCGCAGACACGAAUAGCACAGCUAGAAGAAAAGUUGAAGGAGUGUCGGACCAAGCAGCAAGAAUUAGAAUUGCAAAACGUAGAGCUUCAAAAUACGAAAAUAAAAGUUGAGCGACUGGAAUCGGAACGUGCUCUGUGGGAGGAAGGGAAGAUGUUAACCGCGAGAGCAGCGAGAGCAAACGAGCUUGAGAAAGAGCUCCACGCGGCGAAGGAGACCAUUAACGCGUUGAGGGAAUCCGUACGAGGAAAAUUACUUUUAGAGGAACAAAUGUCCAGUGUAACGAAAAGGUUAGAGCAUACCGAGCGAGUAGAACAGCAAGUCGCUACGCUGGAGGCGAAGAAAGCAGAACUGGCGUCGCGUUUAGCUGAAUACGAGUCUAUUGGAAUCACUGGCGGACCACAGGGUCUGAAACGAGAACUAAAUCGACUGCAACAAGCCGAAUUGGUCUUGAAAGCGGAAGAAGGACAGCUCAGAUCAAAAUUAGACGCCACGACAAGGGAAUCACAGCGUUUAUCAAAGAAUUACGAGGAGAUAAAAAAAUUGGCUACCGAUGUAACAGUUUCUAAGGAGAAAUUAAACAAACUAGUGAGUAGGUUACAAAAGAAAAUGAUGCUUGUAACGAGAGAAAGGGACAGCUAUAGGCAGCAACUGGACUUAUACGAGAAGGAGAUAACGGUGGACAGCAACAACGCGGUAAUCGAAAGAAUUCCUGCAUUGGAACGUACUAUAGACGCCUACCGGGAAUUAGUCGCCAAAUUAGAAUCCGAUCUCCAAGCAGCCGAGGGUACCUAUCAAACGGACGAGUGUAAUAAAUUGAGGCAGGAAAUCAAUCAGUUGAAGGGCGAGCUAGAGCAUCGAGCGUUAAAAGGCGAUUUCAACUGCAACGCGAGGGUAUUGCAUUUCACGAUGAAUCCCGCUGCUAUUGCUGAGCAACAAGCAGAAGAGAAACAUAAGGCGCUGUUACGCGAAGUGGAAGAACUAAGAGCCAAGGUGGCGCAAGGUGGCGCCAGCACAACCUCGUCCGUCCUUCAAACGCAAGAAAUAGCGGAACUUAAACAAACGCACGAGAUCAAGAUCGCCCGUUUGAAGGAGGCGUUUAAAGCGUCGUCGCAGGAGUAUCGCCAAGCUUGCUACCAGUUGUUUGGCUGGAGAGUCGACAGAACCAAAGAGGGUCGAUACAAAUUGUAUAGCCAGUACGCGGAGUCAUCGGAGGACUUCUUGUUCUUCCACAUCGGAGAGGAUGGCGUGGAUCUUUUGGAAACCGCCUUUUCCGCGACGCUUGUGCCGUUGGUUGAACAAUACUUGCAACGACAACACAGCGUUCCUAUGUUCCUCAACGCUGUGCAAACGGAUUUGUUCAAUCAACAAACAAUAGCGAACGUUAUUUGCUGAUCGUUGUAACUAUUUAUCGAUGAUGCAUCACUUUAUACACGUGUAACGACAAUAUUCCUUUUAACCCCUCAUCGUAUCAAUUUUGAUAUUAUUUUUUGACGAUCGAUAUACUUCCGAAUGAAUUAGUGUCACAGGUAAACAAUGGCUGAAUCUAUAAAGCUCUUAGGUGUCCUCGUGAGAGAACGUGAAUUUCGUAAUAUUUUUUUCCAUUGAACCUUUACAACGAUUUUGUUUAUUGUGUUCUUGAUGCGGAAAGGCGGAAUCAUUAGAGAAUUGGUUCAUUAGGUUAACGUGUUUUUUAGUGCUCCUCGUAAUCAAUAAACGGCCAUACUGUUUUUUA